CCGGAGGAGCGAGUAUCUGUGUCGCCGCCGCCCGCGGCGUCCCCGGUUUGGUGUUGCGGCGCCCACCUUCGGGAGGAUCAGGCUGCUUCUGAUGCUUGGAAGCUAUCCUCUCAGCCACAAAGAUGGUAAUAAAUCUUUGCCUCCCACAGUUCAGACCAAGAAUUCACUGCAACAAGAUAUCAGCUGAUGGUUACGAAGUAGAAAAUCUCAUCUCUGAAGAUCUCACAAAGAGAAGUCAUGGUUUCAGGACAGAGUAUUUCAUUAAGCCACCAGUCUAUGUGACAGUUUCAUUUCCCUUUAAUGUGGAAAUCUGUAGGAUCAACAUAGACCUUACAGCUGGAGGAGGUCAGAACGUCAUUGGCCUGGAAAUGUACACAUCUGCCUCAUCUAGCAGAGUGUCUUGGAAUAUGCUCCAGUGCCGGACCCUGGGCCCAGCUGAGCCAUCUGUCCCAGACAAGGAGGCAUUCACCUUGGUAGGCAAAGUCUUACUGAAAAACCAGAGCCAAGUGGUGUUUAGUCACAGGGGCUUCAAGGCCAGGCCCCCUUUUGGCCCAAUGGAAGCCACACUCCCCUCCCCCGCUGUUGUGGCCCAGGAGCUCUGGAAUAAAGGGGCUCUUUCCCUUAGCCACGUGGCCCACCUAAGGAUCUGUAUCACCCAUGUGACAGGCAGUGGUAUCCCUUGUAUCAAGCGGUUGGAAGUGUGGGGUCAGCCGGCCAAGACCUGCUCCCAGGAAGUGAUAGACAGCAUCCUGCUGGUCGCCUCAGAGAACCUGACUCAGGACGUGGCUCUGCAGGCCCCAGCCUUGCCCAUGGAAAGUGACUGUGACCCUGGGGACCAGUCUGAGAGCCAGCAGGCCCCCUCCAGCCUGCAGAAGCUGGCCGAGAUCAUUCAGGAUGUGCCUGAGGAGUUCCUGGAUCCCAUCACCCUGGAGAUCAUGCCUUGUCCCAUGCUGCUGCCCUCAGGCAAGGUCAUCGACCAGAGCACACUGGAGAAGUGUAACCGCAGUGAAGCCACAUGGGGCCGAGUGCCCAGUGACCCUUUCACAGGGGUAGCUUUUACUCCACACUCUCAGCCCCUGCCUCAUCCCUCCCUCAAGGCCCGGAUUGACCAUUUCCUGCUCCAGCACUCCAUCCCUGGCUGCCACCUGCUUGGGAGAGCACAGACAGCAUUGGCAGUGAUCCCUUCUUCCAUUGUUCUGCCCUCUCAGAAAAGGAAGAUAGAGCAGGCUGAACAUGUCCCAGACAGUAACCUUGGUAUAAAUGCUUCCUGUUUUUCUGCCACAAGCCCUUUGGUCUUACCGACUACCUCAGAGCACACUGCUAAGAAAAUGAAAGCCACCAAUGAGCCCAGCCUGACACACAUGGACUGCUCGACAGGUCCACUGUCCCACGAGCAGAAGCUGUCACAAAGCUUGGAAAUUGCCUUGGCAUCCACCCUUGGCUCCAUGCCCUCCUUCACGGCACGGCUGACGGGACAGCUCCAGCACCUUGGCACAAGAGGGAGCAGCACUUCCUGGAGGCCUGGCACCGGCUCGGCCUGGGAGCAUCCCGGGCCCUGAGUGUGCCUCCUGCAAAAGAGUAUUUUCUCCUUACUUCAAAAAGGAGCCGGUGUACCAGCUGCCCUGCAGCCACCUCCUGUGCCGACCCUGCCUGGGUGAGAAGCAACGCUCCCUGCCCAUGACGUGCACAGCCUGCCAGCGGCCGGUUGCUAGCCAAGAUGUGCUGCGGGUCCACUUCUGAGUGACUGGCCUCCACUGGAGGAGACUCAUCGCUGGGAGGAGCUGAGGGGGAACAGGAGCAGGGCCACAGCACCCCUGAGGUCUGGCCAGGCCCCAGGCACAGAGCUGCCUGCUCCCUCCCGGGGCUCUUCUUCAUCACCUCACGGUGUAGCACACUGCUUCUGCGCUGGUGGCAAUAGGGCAACAAAGCCAUAGGCCGGAGGGCGGGGGGUGUCCCUGCCUCCCUGCCACUCCCGCUGCCUGAGCCCAGGGCCUGCUGGAGCCAGCCCCACCCUAGGCAGGAAGACCCCUGCUGAGGGCCCCCGAUGCAGUCCGCAUACCCCUCUGUCCAGCAGGGCACUGUGGGUGGCUCACCCUAGAUUGUGGCCCAGAUCUCAGGAGUCUCUGCCUUCAGGGUCAUCCAAAAGUGGACCCUGGGGGAAGUGGGGGUGUCUGUGGAGUGCAUGACUCAGCCCCCCGACUCGCAGCCUUAAUAAAGCGAUGGUUGACGUCUGCUGUGGGUU
Molecule: messenger RNA, 2242 nt
Organism: Nomascus leucogenys (northern white-cheeked gibbon)
Lineage: Eukaryota; Metazoa; Chordata; Mammalia; Primates; Hylobatidae
Gene: UBOX5
Product: U-box domain containing 5
Biological process (GO): protein polyubiquitination
Cellular component (GO): nucleus
Molecular function (GO): ubiquitin protein ligase binding; ubiquitin-ubiquitin ligase activity
Source: RefSeq, a predicted model, not a curated record